This is a messenger RNA of Lachancea dasiensis, 1227 nucleotides long. NCBI's taxonomy places the organism in Eukaryota, Fungi, Ascomycota, Saccharomycetes, Saccharomycetales, Saccharomycetaceae. The record is from the annotation of a GenBank genome assembly.
AUGACAUUUUUGGACUUUAGCGCCCUGCAUGAACCGUCAAACAUCUUCACUAUUGCCAACAAAGCCUUGAAGCUCACUUCUGCUGAAGAUGUCGAACCCAUCUUGAACGAUCUAAAUAAGUUACCUAAAGUCACGAAGAUUGACUUAUCGGGGAAUACAAUCGGCAUUGAAGCUUCCAGAGCGCUGGCAAAUGCUAUUCUUCAAAAUACAGCGGUGAAGGACAAUUUGAUCGAAGUUAAUUUCGCAGACUUGUACACCUCUCGGUUGGUGGAUGAGGUCGUUGAGUCCUUGAACCUUUUUGUGCCCGUCUGGUUAGCGUGUCCCCAGCUACAAAUCGUCAAUCUGUCUGACAAUGCAUUUGGUCUGAGGACAAUCGAUUCAUUGGAAACCUAUAUUAGCCAAGCAGCACAGUUGCAACACUUGAUCUUGUCCAACAAUGGUAUGGGCCCCUUCUCGGGGGAAAGGAUCGGAAAAGCUCUGUUCAAACUGGCCAAACUCAAGCAAGAAAAGAAAAAACCGCUUCUUGAAACGUUCAUUUGUGGCCGGAACAGGCUUGAAAAUGGAUCUGCCACUCAUUUGGCCCUGGGUCUCAAGGCUCACGGCUCUGGUUUGAAGACUGUGAGGCUAUACCAAAAUGGUAUAAGGCCACAAGGUGUUGCCGUUUUAAUCAAGUACGGGCUCAGCAAUAAUGAAAAGCUAGAAGUGUUAGAUCUACAGGAUAACACCUUUACCACCAGCGCUUCUUUAAUACUGGCCGAGGUUUUGCCAGUAUGGCGUGAAACACUUAUUGAGUUAAAUGUCAACGACUGUCUGUUAAAAGGGCCAGGCGCGAAUGCUGUUAUGGAAUCCUUGGCUAACCAUAAGUUCCACAAUUUGCACACCCUGAAAUUACAAUACAACGAGUUGACUCAUGAAACGUUGGUUUCGAGCUUGCUACCAGCUUUACAAUCUGAGAAGUUUCCCGCUCUAAAGUUUCUGGAACUGAAUGGCAACAGGCUCGAAGAGGACUCUGAGGCCCUGGCAGAACUGGAAGAGGUUUUUGACGGCACUUUGGAUGAACUAGACGAUUUGGAAGAAUUGGACAGUGAGGAAGAAAGCGAGGAGGAAGAAGAAGGCGAAGAGGAGCAAGGGUUCGUCACGUCAGCAGACGUUGAAGCAGCAGAAAAGGCUCUCUUGGAAUCCCAGGUCGAAGACCUCACAGACCAGUUGGCCAAUGCCUCGAUUUAG